AAAUGAUCGUAAAUCGAGGCCGAAGAAAGCCAAAGAGUGAAUCUGAUAUCAUAUUUGAAGAUAUGAUUGAUAGCAAUAAGUCAAACAAAGCAACCCCGAUGAGGCUUCAAUGUAGAAAGAUGAUAGAAUCUCCAAAAUGAAGAUUCCCGGUUGACCUAGUCAAUGGAACUCUUACCUGUAUCAUCUCUGCUUUCUAUAUAUGCUCAACUUACGACGAAGAGGGAUUUCAAACAAGUAGCUUAGAUUGGUUCGAUUAUUUCUCAUUCCUGAGCCACUGAUAUUUGUUUAUUGAGUUUAUACUCAGGAUGUAUGUCUGAAGAAGUUUAUUAACCUCUAUUCUCUCGAUGGAGAGCUUUCUAGAUAUGUUAACAACGUUUCCUUACAUUGUAGUUCAUUUAUAUAAUGGAAUUACAAAUAAUGAUCAUACGAAUAUCGCUAUUGCCUUAACCAGGAUGUUUGACACUUGGAGGCUAUUUUCUCUAUACAAAUUCUUGAAAUAUGUUGAAGAUGAGGAUAACAGGAAACUUCUUAACAAUUGUCAUAUAAUAUUCUGUUUGGUAAUUUGAAGCUCAGCCUUAUUAGACACAGUAGAUGCUCCAGACUUGCCAUUUCAUCACACAUAUUUUUUUGUUAUGACUACUGUCAGUAUAAUUGGCUAUGGAAAUGACCUUACCACGACUGGAGUAAGGAUAACCAUUAUUUGAUUAAUUAUCUGCGGUAUAAUUAUUGUUCCAUCUAAAGCAGGAGAAGUUGUGAAUCUGAUUUCAAAAAGAAGUGCUUAUGCUGAUUAUAAGUACAAAAUUAUAUCAAAAGUGCCCCAUGUUGUCAUCAUUGGGAGUGUCAAUGCAAAGAAUGCAAUAAAUUUCUUUGAAGAAUAUUUUCAUGAAGACCAUGGGAAAAAUGAAACAAGACAUUGUAUUAUUAUUAAAUCUACCAGGCCAGACAAGAAAAUGGAAUCCCUUCUUGGAAAUGAUAAAUAUAUCUCGAAGGUACAUUACAUAGAAGGAAAUCCACAUGAAAAGAAAACCUUCAACAGAGCUAGAUUGGAUAAGGCUACUCAUGUUGUGAUAAUGAGUAAUAUCCUUACUUCAGACCCCGCCAAAGAAGAUGCUAAUACCAUCCUUCAAGCUAUGGUACUCAAGAAGUACUUGAAACAGCAUGAACACUCCAAGUGUCAACUGAGACUUCAACUUUUAAAACCCGAAAGUAUCAUGCAUUAUGAACUUUCUUUAAACAAGGAGACUAAAAAUGACCAAAUAGUAUGAAUUGAAAAUCUAAAAUUAAGCCUUUUAGCAAAAAGUUGUACUACUCCUGGACUAAUUUCUUUGAUCUCUAACCUCAUUAAGUCCUGUGAUGAUCCUCCCGAGCGAAACAAGCUCCCCAAAGAGCGUGAAUGGGAAUGGCUUCCAGAAUAUUGGCAAGGAAAAUCCCAUGAAAUCUACCGUGUUCUGAUUCCAAAAUCGACACUAGACAAGAACUUUAAUGAAUUGUCAAACUAUAUCUACAAAAACUAUAAUAACAUUCUGUUUGCUAUCGAAAUAGUCGAGAUGGACAAGGAUAGUGGACCUAUUCUCCUGAAUCCUGGAACCUUCAACAACCAGAUCUUAAACAACUCCAAAGCCAAUUUUAGGUACUACGGCUACCUGAUCGCAGAUAGUUUGGAAGAAGCAGAGAAAAUCUUCAAUGUUGCUGACAUUAUCGAAAACGAAAAUGCGGAUAUGUAUCUUAACCUCGGCCACAUGGAAGACCACUUGGUAAGACAUGAUAGUGACAGAAAGAUUUUAGACCCUAGAUAUGAAUCCAUAGACAUCUCUGGCGAUAGUGAUGCCUAUGAUGCUGAUGAGGAGGAAGAAAAUGAACUUGAUGUAGAGAAUUUGGAAGGAGACUGGAUCCAUUUCUGCCAUCUCACCCAAAAUCCGGUCAAAUUUGAGGAUAUCAAAUUUUCAACACUAAAGGACUCUAAAUUAGCCAAGGAUCAUAUAAUUAUCUGUGGAAUAGUCGAAAACAUUAGAGGAUUUGUAAUCCCUCUGAGAACCCUCCACCUUCGAAAUAUAUCUCCGAUCGUAAUAUUUAAUGAGGAAGAACCAAGCCAGCAGCUCUGGUCUCAGCUCUCAAGAUUUCCACAAAUCUAUUUCGUCAGAGGGUCUGCAUUAAAAGAAUCAGACUUAGACAAAAUCAACCUUGAAGAAGCAAAACAAGUAGUAAUCUUAUCUCCAAUGCUUGGCACAAAGACCACAAAGGAGCCUUACUCAAACACUGGUAAGAACCCCAAGAAGAAUAAUUCUCUCCCAGAAGCUGAAGAUUCCAUGCUCAAGGAAGAUAACAAAGAUGACGAUGCUAUCAAAGAAAAAUAAAGAAAAGGAAGAAGAGAAUCUAAUGGAUGCUCAGACAAUCUUCAAGUACAAUAUUAUCAAAAGACAUGCUGAUGUCAAAAUAAUUACAGAGCUUUAUAGCCAUGAAAACCUUGCUUACCUUGACAGUCCGAAUAUUUACCACGUAAUGAAUGAGUAUGGAUACGACCAAACACCAAUCUUCGCAAGUGGCCAAGUAUACUCCUCCAGUUUGAUGGAUUCCUUAGUCUGCCAAGCUUGUUAUAACUCUGCCUUGAUCACUGUUCUCAGACAACUUGUCAUUGGAGAGACUCGAAGAUCUUUCCAGAAAAAGAAUAUGAUGAUCUUUGGAAAAGAAUUUAACAAGAUCAAAUCCAGUAAUCUCUACCAUGUCCGAGUUCCAAUGCAUUUAAUUGGUGAAACAUUUGGAACUCUUUACAAACAGUUUUCUCUCGAAAAACAAAUGAUCCCAUUAGGCCUCUACCGAAACGAUUUCUUUACAAAGGAAAAGGAGGAUACUAAUAUAAACUAUGUCGUUACGAAUCCUGCUUAUGACACUCCUCUUCAAGAAACAGACUUCGUCUUUGUCUUAUGCCAUGAAGAUCCAGAAGAAGUUAAAAUGACUGAAAAUGAUAAUGUUGAUAUUGAAGAGGACAGAAUUCUCACUAAAACAAGUGACCUUGCUGCAAAGAAAGAGCUAUUAAACUCCUUGAAAAAUGAUCCUUCUAAGGCAAUUUCCCAGAAGGAGAAAACUUUGUUACGCAAAGCAGAGGCUGCUUCGUUAAACCCAAACGCUUCUACAAUGAAUCCGAGUAAUCAACAAAUGGCCUUUACUACAAACAACAAUUUUUACACUAAGAAAGCAAAACAGGAAUUCCAUGAAGGAUUGACUUCCAUUCAAACUCAGAUUGGAAGAAUGCUGGGAGAUAUCGUUAAAAUCCAUAAAGAUCUCAACAGGAAAAGUUCGAAUAUGAUCAAGGACAUCACCAACGAUCUUGAAGACAUCAUGGAAAAGGUUCUUGAGAAAGAACAAAAUAAAUCUUAGCCCAUAAUAUAAUGCAAAUCAUUUCAAUCAUUA
Moneuplotes crassus is the source of this 3408-nucleotide messenger RNA. The record is from the annotation of a GenBank genome assembly. NCBI's taxonomy places the organism in Eukaryota, Ciliophora, Spirotrichea, Euplotida, Euplotidae.